UCCCGCCAGUGCCAGCCACAGAUAUUUCGACGCUGCGCCGGUAUUCUAGGGCAGGCGAGCUGCCGAGAUCGAUCCCAUGGCCGCCCUCAUCACGGCAAGGAGAUCUAGCCGCCUCCUAGGAAUCCACGCUGGGCGCGCCCUAUCGCAAUCGGCGCUGGAGCUCGAUUCUUCCUCCUACAUUCCAGUGGUUCGCCGUGUGGUGGAGGAGCAGCACAAGGAAGACGCGGCAGCUGUGGUGAGCACUGCUCGGAGCUUGCAAUGGGUGUUCUUGGGCUGCCCUGGCGUUGGUAAGGGAACCUAUGCCAGCCGCCUGGCAACCACAUUAGCAGUGCCUCACAUUGCUAUGGGCGACUUGGUCAGGCAGGAGCUCAAGCAAUCCACUCCUCUCGCUAGAGAGAUGUCCGCGUUGAUGGCCCAAGGGAAGUUGCUGCCGGACGAGAUUAUUCUUGCCAUGUUAAAGAACCGGUUUGAGCAAGGGGCUUUGAGCAACGAGGCGGGAUUUAUUUUGGAUGGAUUUCCUCGUACCACAAUCCAAGCGAAAGCUUUAGACGACAUUGUCGAAAUCGAUUUGGUGGUAAACUUGAAGCUCCGAGAGGAUGUUCUCGUGCUCAAGUGCUUGGGGAGGAGAAUUUGCAGCCACUGCGGUGGCACUUACAACGUCGCCAAGAUCGACGUUGAGCAGUCGGAGGACUCUCCCAGAGUGUUUAUGCCACCUUUGUUGCCACCUCCGGCGUGCGCCGCAACUCUCACGGUCAGAACAGACGAUACUGAAGAAGUAGUGCGAGAGCGAUUGCGUAUAUAUGCGGCAGAGUCCAAACCAGUAGAAGAUUACUAUCGCGAGCGAAACAAACUCCAGGACUUUGAUGUGUGUGGAGGAAUUCCCGAGACCUGGCCCAGGCUCUUGGCUGCGCUAAACGUAGAAAACAAGGGAAUGGUACCAUAGCCGCAGCAAGGUUCGCGAUUCCACCAUCUCCGGAUGACAAAAACAGAUUUUUGCAGUGGAUUCCACAGGUAAGUUCUCAAGAACAUACUCACGCAGGCUUGAAUUGAGAGACAGACGAUGAGACAUGAGAUUAUUUUAUUUGUUUAGCCUCUUCUCUUUGCAGGGAGGUAGAAAUAAUUUAUCCGGGCAAACAGCCAGCAGCUACGGCAUCCCAGCUAGAAAAAAAAGGAAAAAAAGGUGCUGGGAUCCCGAAUAAAAAUUUCGUAUGUUCAACCGAA
Molecule: messenger RNA, 1221 nt
Organism: Selaginella moellendorffii
Lineage: Eukaryota; Viridiplantae; Streptophyta; Lycopodiopsida; Selaginellales; Selaginellaceae
Product: probable adenylate kinase 6, chloroplastic
Exons: 4
Coding region: 77-943 (288 amino acids)
Biological process (GO): nucleobase-containing compound metabolic process
Cellular component (GO): cytoplasm; mitochondrion
Molecular function (GO): AMP kinase activity; ATP binding
Source: RefSeq, a predicted model, not a curated record